Molecule: messenger RNA, 1338 nt
Organism: Paramecium octaurelia
Lineage: Eukaryota; Ciliophora; Oligohymenophorea; Peniculida; Parameciidae
Source: the annotation of a GenBank genome assembly
AUGAUUAGAGAGAGAUAAUUUGAAGUAAUUAAAACAUAAUAAGUAAAUUAACACUUAUUAUGCACUAUUUGCAGAGAAGUAUUUUAUAAUCCAAUAAGGGCAACGUGUGGGUAUCAUUCAUUUUUCAUCAGUAGGCAUACUUUUUGUGGAACUUGUUUGGUUCGUUGGAUUCAGAUGAAAAAAAGUUGUCCAUUAUGUCGACAUCGACUUGAACGAAACUAUUAAUUUGACAAAGACAUUCUAGCCACCAAAAUUGUUGGAGAUAUUGAAGUUAAAUGUUUAAGAUGUCAAUUAUGGGAGGGAACCUUGGCUUAGUUUAAAUAACAUAAAAAAUCAUAAUGUACUUACAUAUCUAUUAACACUGAAAUACAUCAAGAUGCUAUUGAAAUUGGAGAUGAUGAUGAUGAAUUUACAUUUGCGAAUCUUGUAGAAGAAACAGAACCUUAAAUUAAAUAAUAAAUCAUUGAAAAUUUUGGGUAAUAAAUUUUGAUUUCGAUUGAUUAAUCCUAAAAUCACGAUUAGCAACAACAACCUUAAGAAAGCAAUAAUAUAAAUUAGAAUCAUUAGGAUCCUCCAUUAGAAAAUAAUUCUAAUGAUAUUAAUCUCAACUCUAAUCAAAUAGAAAAUCUAAAUUAAAAUUUAGAAUUGGAUAAUGAUUUACCUUAAAACAAUCUAGAGAACACCAAAAUCGACAAUCCUCCUCAGGAAAUCAAUUAAGAGAAUCAGAUUAGUCUCUCUAUUGUGUAGGAUGAUUCAAUUAAUUAACAAAAUCUUACUUACCUAGAUGAUUAACAUAUUAAUUAAGCAAGAUAGUUGAAUGAUUAAUAGUAACAGGAUGUGCCUUAGAUUCAAGACUCUAAUCAAAAUGAGACUGAGGAAAAGCAUUUAUCAAUAGAAAAUUAACAAAUAUUAUUAUAAGAUAAUUAGGAUACUAGUUAAAACAAUGUUAUUAACAAUGAAGCAAAUGUUCAUUAAGACACCCUCCAAUAAGCAGUAGACAACAUAUAAAUUCAACUGUAAACAGAAAUCAAGGUUGAUUCUCCAAAUUACUAUUAAUCUAAUCAAUAAAAUCUAAAUGUUGCGGAGUAAUUUAAGACAAAUGAUCCUGACGUUCAGAUAAUUGAACCUCCCAUUAAAUUUUUAAAUAAUAAAGAUCUCAAGAAAUUUAAAGCUACCAAUAAAUUUAAAAUUAAUAUACUCAAAAAUAGUGUGAAAAUUGUAGAACCUAUGAUGGAGGAGAUACAUGAUAAUUUAUUUUUUGAAUUUGUUCACCAAAUGAAAAAAGAAAUGGUAAAGAAGUUAAGUGACAUCUAAUACUACAAUACUCUGCUUGGCUGA